AUGGAUCAUGCUUUUUCAAUAGCAUCACUGUUAGAUGGUAAUAAAACAAAAUUACUGAACAAUCUAAAUUAUACAAAUAAUAAUGAACACAUCUAUGACAAUGCUCAAAGUACAGUUGGUAAUAAUUCGAAUUGUAUUAUGCGCGGUGAAAACAAUAAUACACAUAAUCUAUUUCUACAAAAUAACAAUUCUUUUCAGAUAAAUUCACUGUGUACAACAAUGAUUUCUAAAGUGAAUUUACCGUUUGGUAUAACACGAUCAACAAGGUCAGUAAAUGACUCUAUUUUCUGUUCUAAAUUACACCAUGAUGAUUUUCAUGAUUUAAAAAAUCCAUCCGACUCAAUUCAAAGACAAGAUGUUGAUGGAACUGAUCGAACCUCUUUAAGACAGAAACAUCAAGGGAUUAAUGAUAGUACUAAUAACAAGAAUUCCGAAAACCAUUCAUCAAUGGAUCAAAUCGAUUGGACAUUUAACAAACAUUAUCAAAAUAAGAAUGAAUCAAAUCUUAAUGAAUCCUGUAACAAUAAUACCUAUAGUUCGGAUCAUAAUUUGCAGAAAAAUAACGAAUUAAUUUCCUUGUUCAGUCACAUCAAUAAGAUUAGACGUGACCAUGAUAAUAAUAAUAAUGAUAACAAUACAGCUGAUAUUACUUCCACAACUGCUAGUAAUACGAUCGAUAAUUUCACUGAAACAUUGAUCAAAAAGUGGUCUACAAAUGAUGCACAAUUAAAUUUAGUCACCAAAUCACUUUAUGAUACUUCGAAUAUACAUGAUGCAAAUGACAAUUCUAAAAAUGGUAGUUUUAAUACAAAAAAGUUUGACAAAAACUUGAAAAGUAUGAAAAUAUUCACAACUGAAAAUCAUAAUGACGAUGUAUCUAAGAAACAUUUAGAUACUAACCAAAUGUUACAAUCACAGAUACACUGGUAUAAUUCGAAUAUUAUUAAACGUUAUUUUGAAGGUCAUGCUGUUUCAUUUGGAUUAUCAUCAAAUUUUUUAAUUGGUAAAACACGUAGACCAAGAACUGCUUUUACUAGUCAACAAUUAUUGGAAUUAGAACAACAAUUUAUAUCUAAUAAAUACCUAUCAAGACCGAAACGAUUUGAAGUGGCUACUUCUCUUGGUUUAACUGAAACUCAGGUUAAGAUAUGGUUUCAAAACAGACGUAUGAAAUGGAAACGUUCUCAUAGACCAGGAGAUAGUGAACCUCCAUCACCAAAUUUAACAGAAACAAAAUCUGAUGAAAUUCAUUCGGAAUAUGAAAAUUAUUGUAUAUCGUCGACUGUAACAGACAAGAAUGACCUGAAUAAUAAAGUAGAAAUAAAUAAUAAUAAUAAUAAAGUAACAGAAUUCACUCAUCGAUGUUCAGGACCAAGAUAA
This is a messenger RNA of Schistosoma curassoni, 1380 nucleotides long. The record is from the annotation of a GenBank genome assembly. Lineage: Eukaryota; Metazoa; Platyhelminthes; Trematoda; Strigeidida; Schistosomatidae.